AAUUGGACUGCUAAGGGUAGUUUGAUGAAUACAGAAAUUUACAAUUAUGAAUUUGGUCUAGCAUCUGCAGAAAGUUCAGUUUCUGCCCCUGACAUUUUACCAUUUACAUCAACCCAUCACCAUUCUUGGUACCGUGGUUACCACCCACAACUUAGUGAUGGAACCGAAUUCUACAUCAGUAUUAAGGCAAUUAACAAAGCUGGAAAGGAAACUGUUCAGGGAUUAGGUCCGAUCUUAGUUCAUACUAUUCCCCCUACUCUUGGUGGUGAGGUAUUGGUUAAAUUUGAGGAUGAGAUAUUGGAAGCCGAUUGGUCAGCAGCAACUGUAUCUGAUCCGGAAUCGUCGCAACUUACCUUUACAGCGGCCGUAGGUAGUUCACCGGGAAGUGAAGACGUCUAUCCUUAUUCUUCCUUAUCGUCUGGUGGAAGUUGUAUGUUAGCUAACCCGCCAACCUGUACAGCUUUUUCCAUGGAGGAUCUUCAUUGGGAUUUACAUCACAACUUUACCUACUAUGUAUCUAUAAGAGUAGAGAACAUUGUUGGAUUACACAGUGUGUUCACAUCUAAUCCAUAUAUUCAUAAUACCAGAAAACCAGCAAAGGGAGUUGUAUUUGAAGUUGUUCUACCUGAUGAGGCAGCUGACUUUGGAGUUAAUGAGUUAGAAGACAGUAAUUUUCAACUGUCGACCACUAAAUUAAAAGCAAGAUGGUUUGGGUUUGAAUCUGAUGAUGUGGCCGAACACGUGACUUACAGUAUUGGUAUUGGUUCACAACCACUUGUUAGUGAUAUAAAAGAUGAAAACGUUGGCAGUAAGACCCAGCAUACGUUUCUCGGGCUUAAUUUACAGCUGCACAAGACAUACUUUGUAACAGUAACAGCUAGGAGUGACGCUGGAACAACAAAGGCAUCGUCUAAUGGUAUCACUAUAGUCCAGAAAAAUGUUAACCUGAAUAAUGAAGUUCGGAUAAAAGAUGGCUCUGAUUGUCAGCAAAAGGGUAAAUUAUUAAACAGCCUUAUUCAUAACUACAGUGCAUUUUACGAAUAA
This is a messenger RNA of Patella vulgata (common limpet), 1044 nucleotides long. RefSeq lists its product as uncharacterized. The coding region runs from base 25 to 1044 and encodes 339 amino acids. The record is from RefSeq and is a predicted model, not a curated record. The transcript has 5 exons. NCBI's taxonomy places the organism in Eukaryota, Metazoa, Mollusca, Gastropoda, Patellidae.